UAUCAGUAGGAGCUGAAUAAUGGAAAAAGUCACUAGAAUGUAUGUUGAACUUCGAGAUACUACUUCGUCAGAUGGUGCUGUUUUGAAUGUUAAAGACAGGCUCAUUCUUCUCAUUCGAUUAAACGAAAUAAUCCGAUCAGUCCCAUCGACUUCAGUAGUCUAAUGACAUUAAAGUCCCACUGCUGCUCGACGUGAGCUCGCUAUCGUGCUUAUUCUCAUGCGCCGCCCGCUUCGAGUGAACUGCCGGAACGUCAUGGCGCAGUUACACAGGUCUUCUGGUCAUUGCAACACCUUCAGUAAAGAAAUUAGUACUCCCUUUCUGCAACCGUCUCGAACUUCACUGGGAACCAAAACGUACAGGUGAUGAAGGGACGCCAUCAGUUUAAACGACGUUUUAGUCUUCAGCCAGCAUCCUUCAAAGAGGGUCAAGAUGACCCGCCAACCAGAACUUCUAGACACGAGAGGCUAUCAGAGGCCGUCAGUGGACAGAAGGUACCAGAGAGUUCGGUGCGACACAAAAUCGUAGUAAUGGGAGCACCGAAGGUGGGAAAAUCGGCUAUAAUAACUCAAUUCCUCUAUAACACAUUUACUCCCAAAUACAAAAGAACAGUGGAAGAUAUGCAUCGUGCUGAUUUUGAUGUUUCUGGAAUUCAAUUAACUCUGGACAUUCUGGAUACCUCGGGCUCUCAUGAGUUUCCUGCUAUGCGAGAUCUGCACAUACAAUCUGCUGAUGCUUUCAUUCUCGUUUACGACGUCAAUGACGAAAGCACAUUUACGGAAUUAGAGGCCCUUCGCCAGCAGAUCAUCAACAAAAAGGGAGAAAACGUACCCAUUGUCGUUGUUGGAAAUAAAACUGACUUGGUCGAUGGAAAUAAGCAGGUAGAAACAGAACGCACAAGGGAAAUAGUAACCGAUGAUUGGGGAAACGGAUUCGUGGAGGUGUCAGCGAAAGACAACCAAGAAAUUUCCAAGGUGUUCAAGGAGCUAUUGAGCCAGGCCAAGGUCAAGUACAAUCUGAGUCCAGCACUUCAACGGCGACGGCGUCAGUCUCUGCCGCCUCCUCAGCAUCUUAAUUCAAGAACCAGUAGCGCUCAUGUCCCGACAGCCGCCCAACUACAGCAUCUUCAGAAAAUCAGCGAACGAACAGAUUCCAAACGAAAUUCGUGUAUAAUUUCGUAAAAAAAUCCAACACCUAUGCUUUAAGGGAUUAUUUCAGCCCCCCACACACGUCCAUCAAGAUGUCGCAUCCGUGAAGAAGACGCGGAACUUACGUCUGUUCUUCGACGUCCAACUAGCGAGCACGAAACGCUCACAAUAUUACACUCAUCAUCAAUAUUUAAUCAAAUAUUAAUUUUUAUAGUGCGUGCAUGAUUUGAGCCCUUUUUGGUGAUUGUGAAGAAGGGAUAAAGUUGUAAUUUCCAGACCUGAUGACGUCAGAUGGAGAAAAAGUAUAGUUUUCUUCCCUAGGGCGUAAAAGUGUGACGUCAGAAGUGAAUAAUGAAAAAUAUACAUCUGUGAGCACAUAUUUUGAGCUCACGAAAAGUAAUCGUCAAGCUAUCAGUUGAUAGAUUACCAUAAAUCACUGAAAGUUUCCGGAAUUUUUGGAUUCUCUGAUUUUUUGUGAAGAUCAAACAUUUUUAUUAUUUCCAAAAUUUUUAAACUUUUAGCGUAAUUUCAUAAAAUUUAUGGAUACUCUGAAUUCAUCAAUUUAAAAAAUCUCAAUAAUUCAUGAAUUUGUACAAUUUUCGAAGUUCAAAAAUGUCCAACACUUCAAAAGUUGCCAUAAAUUUCCGAUGAAUAGCUAUAAAUUACCAAAAAUUGCCGGAAAUUUUCGCAUACUCCGAAACUCCGUAUAAUCUCAACAAAUUUGAUAAUUUCCUACGUCUCAAAAAAUGUUGGAAAUUUAUUAAUUCACAAUCAAUUUUCCAAAUUGCCGUAAUUAUCCAAAAUAUUAAAAAUCUCUUAAAUGUCCUAAAUUUACAUUGAAAUAAAAAUACAAUUUUUGGAAAUUCCUUUAUGUUCCAAUAUUCCAAUAUACAAAAAUGGAAUAAAACGGGUAAUUUUACACUAUUUUUAGCCGUAAUGCUCUGCUAAAGAAACUGGAAGUGACCACAAAUUGCUCCGACUUUCCUAAAUUGAAGAAAAUUUGUGAAAUUUCGUACAUUUUCAUAAUUUUCAAACUUAGAUAUUUUUGUGAAUUUGAAAAGUUAUCACAAAUGUUCCAUAAAUGACCAUAAAAUACCGAAAAUUUGUCGAUACUCUGAAUUUCCUGACUUUCUUCAAUUUCCAGACUUUCAUAAAUUUUUAAAAUUUUUGAAAUUUUCAUAGCUUGGGAAGGGACAAUAAAUUUCUGACAAAUCACCAUAAUUUACCGAAAAUUUUCCGACAUUUUUGGAUACUCUGAAUUUCCGUAUA
Belonocnema kinseyi is the source of this 2415-nucleotide messenger RNA. Its product is annotated as ras-related protein Rap-2a. NCBI's taxonomy places the organism in Eukaryota, Metazoa, Arthropoda, Insecta, Hymenoptera, Cynipidae. Gene Ontology annotation, molecular function: GTP binding; GTPase activity. The transcript has 6 exons. The record is from RefSeq and is a predicted model, not a curated record. Bases 364 to 1179 code for a protein of 271 amino acids.